Suillus plorans is the source of this 1085-nucleotide messenger RNA. RefSeq lists its product as uncharacterized. The transcript is spliced from 3 exons. Bases 1 to 633 code for a protein of 210 amino acids. The record is from RefSeq and is a predicted model, not a curated record. Lineage: Eukaryota; Fungi; Basidiomycota; Agaricomycetes; Boletales; Suillaceae.
AUGACACCAAGGGCUAAUGACUGUUCCCAUCCAACAGCCAUCCCACCCAAAGUGGACGACACAUUCAAAGGCUUCAAAUACGUACCUUACAGUGUGCUGACUUCGACAGCGCGCUGGCAAGCAGUCAGGAAUGGUGAAGAAGCCUUCACCAUCACAGCGGCUGGGGCAAUAGCAGCCAAGGGCCUAGAUCGCCGCAAUGAAAGGAGCAUCACGCUGUCAGACUGGAUUGGAGCAGCAGAGGCAGCAGAGGAGCGCACAGAAUUUUACCAUGGGAUAGCACGUGCAGUGGCAUUGAAAGCACACCACAGCGUAGUUUUGGGGCUAAGCCGCUCCCACUCCUGGGAUUUUGUAGUCGGUAGUUCUUUAGUUCAAACCUCUCAUCUGUACAUUACUUGUACCAGCCCAGACGUACCUGCUCAAAUCUAUCUUCUUGUUUGGUUUAUCUUGUUGGACCUGAUCCUCUCGCUACCAGAUGGCUGCGUUGCAGCAACAUUCGACAUCGCAUCAGCCUACCGAAUAGUGCCCGUUCAUCCCAGCCAGCAGUGGGCCCUUUGUAUAUUCUGGAACGGCCAUGCAUAUGUCGAUCGAGCCCUAAUGUUUGGGUUAAGCUCCAGCACCCACAUAUUACAGUGACCUAUCUCCGUAUAAUACGAGGGAACGGACAUGCAUAAUAUCCCGUAUGAUACGGGCCAGCGGACCAUGGGCCCAUGAUAAAAAUAUCCUCGACUAUGACGGAUGGGCCGGGAGGCAAAUUAUUCCCGAUGGAGACGGGUGGGCCCAUGCAGGGAAUAUAUAGAGUAGAUGAGUGGGCCGAUGUACAUGAAUAUUAGGUAGACGGGUGGGCCGAGGUAGUUGGAUAUUAUGCAGAUGGGUGUAUUAAGGUAGAUGUGUAUGAGAUAGAUGGGUAGGUACUUGUUAUCACAUUCACGGGUGGGCCCAGACACAUAUUAAAUUAGACGGGUGGGCCGAGGGUAUUAUAAAAUAUUGUAUUAGACGGGUGGGCCCAGACGCAUAUUAAUUAGACGGGUGGGCCGAGGGUGUUGUAUGGGAUGUUGUAUUAGACGGGUGGGCCGAGGGUGGUAUAA